Molecule: messenger RNA, 775 nt
Organism: Cryptococcus amylolentus CBS 6039
Lineage: Eukaryota; Fungi; Basidiomycota; Tremellomycetes; Tremellales; Cryptococcaceae
Exons: 3
Coding region: 202-528 (108 amino acids)
Source: RefSeq, a predicted model, not a curated record
UUUGGACCCCAGCUGAGCCGACCGACCACCCCACCACCCGCCCCCCCCCCCUCUGGGGGAUCAAUCCAAGUUUGACGAACAGGGGUCCCGAGCCCCCCGGAGGGACGCCGGUUGGUAUGUGGCUUCGCAUUUACUAGCCCUCUUUUCCCGUAUCGAGCUGGGGUCGAAGUGUUGAACAGCAAGGAUGCGGCUGUGGGACUGAUGGAGUCGUGGUCGACGGGAUGUUUACAGUACCGUCAGCACAUCCUACUCCCCGGUUUGCGGAGACAUGUGGGCAGGCACAUCAUGGCCGCAAUGCUCAGGCAGAAGGAGAAUCUGGUUAAGAGGGGCACUCCGGUAAGACCAGCACAUCCUUCACAUGUAAUGCUGUUUAAUCUGGGAACUAACGUGUCGGUGAAUCAUCAGGUCGACCCCCAGGGUUAUCCUUGCGGGUUCUGUGGCCAAUCUAGCGUGUGCAACAUCGACCUUGUCUAUAACAAAAACUCGAAAUACGGUCAACCGUCGUCUCAGUGCAAACUGUUUCGGUGAUGUGAUGUAGUGCUGUGUCAUGCGUCGUCUUACAAAUGCAGAAGACAUGUGAACCAUGGGAGGAUAACAGGCAUCAACCAUGGCUAUUCAAUGACACAAUAUGAGGAAACAAGCGAUAAAUGCAUCGAUAACCAGCAGGUUGCCGGCCUGAGUGCGUGAUGUGGCAACCGGUCAUUGUAGAUAAAGACACUUUCGAACCGGCCAAUCUAGAUAAAAUCUCUACUUGCAAUGCACAGCAGUACGUGUC